CCUCGCUUUUCUUUUCCCUUCCUCAAUGCCUGAAGCGUUCGAUUGGGAAGCCCUUAACAAGUUUUUUCCACCAUCGCCCACCCGGAAAUCACCUCACAGAUCCAUGAAGCGUUCGGCUCCUGAAUCGCCCUCGCAAAAACGCGCUCGUCUCCUCACUUCAACUGCGCUUAAUGAUAACGAUGAUCCGUUUGCGGCGGAAUCCACCUGCACCAACAACAAUAACGGCUCAAUUAACAACCUAAGAGAUCACGUUGAAUUGGCAUCGUCGCGACUCUUGGCACAUAUUUCAGAGCAAUCAGUUCCAGCACAACUUUAUGGCCUCGACCAAGAAUAUGAAAAACUGCACGAUCUGCUCAAUCAAACCGUGGGCAUGGGUGAAAGUAACUCGUGUCUUAUGAUCGGAAAUCGAGGUACGGGUAAGACCAUGCUCGUUCGUCGUGUACUGGACGACCUUGCGCGAGAAUAUAACCGAGGCGAUCAAGAAGGUUUCUGUGUAAUCAAACUCAAUGGCUUGAUCCAGUCGACCGAUCGACUUGCCCUGAACGAAAUCGCCAGACAGUUAUUCGAUCGCCAACAAAUAGGUCAGCAAGAGCAGCAGCAGCAGUCGCGUCGCUUUGCGUCCUUUGCCGAAUCAUUUGGAUAUCUGCUGUCAUUAUUAAAAUCAGGCGAUAAAUCGACACUGCCUGUCAUCUUUAUUCUCGACGAGUUUGACUUGUUUGCGCAGCAACCGAAACAAGCGCUUCUGUAUAACUUAUUUGAUGCUGCGCAGAGCGCACAAAAUCCAAUGGCGGUUAUUGGGCUUACAUGUAGACUGGACGCGCUUUUACUACUCGAGAAACGCGUCAAAUCGCGAUUCUCUCAUCGACAAAUCUACUUGUUCCCGCCAACGGAAUUCGACGAGUUUAAAGAACUCACAAAAGGCGCACUCCAAUUGCGCACUCUGAUCACGGACACGCCUGGUUAUGGAGCAUAUGCAGAUAAAUUUAAUGCAUCAGUUGAGGAACUUUUCAAAGAUACAAGCAUCAUCGGUAUUAUUCGACGCAUAUUUGACUUGACUAAAGAUAUCCGAAUGUUUUACAAGAUCUGUUUCGAGCCUAUUUCGCAGCUUAGCGAAAAAGAGCCUUAUCUCUCUGUUAAUCAGUUUCAAGAAACUAGCAUCGCACAACGAUCCGAUUCGAAAACAGAAAUCCUUAGAGGCGUGUCAUUACUGGAAUUGAUUCUUAUCGUUUCCAUGAAAAAGCUGCUGGAAAAGGACAUCAACACGUUUAACUUUGAGAUGGUCUAUGACGAGUAUAAAGAUUUUAUGAAUCAGACGCAGGUCCGGGGAGCCGGAUUUGGUGUGCGAUUGUAUAAGCGAGCAGUGGCAUUAAAGGCAUUUGAAAAUCUACAAGGAUUUGAGCUUGUGUGCCCUGUUGAAGAGAUAGCCAAGUGUCCGAAGGAGUAUCGAAUGGCCAAACUUAUGCUCGAACAAAGUCAGGUUACAGAAGCUGUGCUAAAGUACAAAGAUUGCCCAUCCACUAUUAAACGCUGGGUUACUGGUUAACCUCUGCAAACCAAAUUGCAUGUAUAGAUAUUUUUUUUGCUGUGUAAAUAUACCCCAUCAUUCUCAAUCAUUCAUUCAACGAAAAAAAAAAUCCAAUAUUUAGUUGAACCUCCUCUGACACAAUCAAGAAUUGGCA
Zychaea mexicana is the source of this 1679-nucleotide messenger RNA. Its product is annotated as origin recognition complex subunit 4 C-terminus-domain-containing protein. Lineage: Eukaryota; Fungi; Mucoromycota; Mucoromycetes; Mucorales; Lichtheimiaceae. Gene Ontology annotation, cellular component: nucleus; nuclear origin of replication recognition complex. Gene Ontology annotation, biological process: DNA replication; DNA replication initiation. The transcript has 7 exons. The coding region runs from base 26 to 1543 and encodes 505 amino acids. The record is from RefSeq and is a predicted model, not a curated record. Gene Ontology annotation, molecular function: DNA replication origin binding.